AUGUGCUCAUACACCUACUCGUGGUACUACUGCAACCACGACUACUACAUCUGGGCCAACAGCAUCGAAGUCUGCUCGUCCCGCCUCCUCUCCGGCUACUCCUACGACGCCUGGUCCAUCGACAUGUGCUCCAAGAUGAAGAUUGAAUGCGGCGGCUUCUCAAACUACUACUGCACCGACUGCUCCGAAGACGUAGCCUUGGAAUUCGAGCUCGAUGAGCUAUAA
Messenger RNA from Bipolaris oryzae ATCC 44560, 225 nucleotides. RefSeq lists its product as uncharacterized. NCBI's taxonomy places the organism in Eukaryota, Fungi, Ascomycota, Dothideomycetes, Pleosporales, Pleosporaceae. The record is from RefSeq and is a predicted model, not a curated record. The coding region runs from base 1 to 225 and encodes 74 amino acids. The transcript has 2 exons.